AUGGGCGUGUCGAUACUCAAGUCCACCACGGCCUACUGGGAUACUGCCGAAGCGUACCAACAAGAAUGUUCCGACCUCUCAGGCGAGAAGUUCAUGCAGGUCACGAAUCUGUUGCUGGAAUGCCCAAAUCUGAACUCAACCCAUCUCUUCCGUGCAGAUAUACUACAUGACAGUGCACAAAUUUUGAAGACCGUUGCCGAGAAGGAACAGCAAUGUGACUACCUCAACGGAAACAAGAAUGACUAUCACGAUGAUGCUUCCGCCGACCAAGUUGUCGCCGUCGAUGCGCCACAAGUGGAAGGUGCAACGCUCGUGCGAAGAGUUUUGAGGAGACUCAUACCUCGCAAACCACAACUCGACCGCCCUCUGGAGCAAUGGUGUUAUAUCUACGAGAUGCAGGAAAGUCCAGGAGUGAAGUCUGGCUAUGUGGUCGUCUACGUGCCAGAUGUCAAGGACGAGGCUGAUAUGCCGUGGUAUCAUCCGCCAGUCAAGGCUCUGGCAUAUCUCUACGAACAAGCCGAAGGCCACACAACAUUUUCCACGCAUUUUCUUCCUUUCGACCAGACCACCAAUGUUGUCCCGGAGAGACUCCAUCGCACAUUCAUUUCACUGCUUCAGACAUUUCUCAGGCUGGCCAAGGGUCCCGGUCCUGAGGAGCAGCUUCACGACACAAACAAGAAUGACAUGGCAAUUGCAACUGGCAUGUCCAUGGCGCCCUCAGUACUCAAGGAUACCAUCCUCCCUCAACAUAUCGUCCAGAACACCUACACCCGAUUAAAGCAACAGUACGCCCAAAAUCUGAUAUCGCGCUGGGCCGAAAAGACCGAACCAUCCAAGCACGUCUUCGAAGACCUAUCAAUCGCAGCAUUCGUCAUUGAACUCUGGAAGCAAAUGUACACAACGGACAAUUUCCCAGGCUUCGUCGACAUUGCCUGUGGCAACGGCGUACUGAGCUACAUACUGAUCAAGGAAGGCUAUCACGGCCGCGGGUUUGACGCUCGCCGACGCAAAACUUGGGAAGUCCUCGAAAUGGACCCGUACUUGGACGAAAUGAUCUGUGUUCCACAACCAUUUCUUGAUGCUGCACCAUCGGACAGCGACGGUGUCAUUCCUGGAGCUCGCAUACACAGCGGCUUCUUCAAGCCGGGCACGUUCGUCAUUUCGAACCACGCAGAUGAGCUCACGCCGUGGACACCCAUUCUCGCGGCACUGGCAUGUCCACAAAAUCCACUCCCUUUCCUCGCCAUACCAUGUUGCUCGCACGCACUCAGUGGCGCUAAGCAUCGCUACUCACCGAAGGACAUCCGCAACACCAGCAUCAACGACAAGGAAGGGCAGCCGGCGUCGGGCGAUCUAAAAGCUCUGCGAGCCGCAAAGGUCAAGGCUGCAAAUCACGCGGACGACAAAUCCAUGUAUGCGUGCUUGACCAGGAAAGUCGUCGCCAUCGCAGAGGACAUUGGCUUCGACGUCGAAUUGACUUUGAUGCGCAUUCCUAGCACAAGAAAUAUUGGUGUCAUGGGCAACAGAAAGAGAGCCGCGGCCGCCUCCAGAGCGACAUGA
Molecule: messenger RNA, 1560 nt
Organism: Exophiala viscosa
Lineage: Eukaryota; Fungi; Ascomycota; Eurotiomycetes; Chaetothyriales; Herpotrichiellaceae
Exons: 2
Coding region: 1-1560 (519 amino acids)
Biological process (GO): tRNA methylation
Molecular function (GO): tRNA (uridine) methyltransferase activity
Source: RefSeq, a predicted model, not a curated record